GCAGCACGCUACGCCGUAGCCCCGUCGUAGAGCGUCUACGAAAAGGUAUCAAUGUGGUGCUAGUGAUGCGUCGUGAUGUGCACGAGGAUGGACCGCCGCGCCGUCAUCUCCGCCUCCACGCCGCGCAGCAGGGCGAUGGAUAAAUAUGAACAGCUGUCUGUGGUUGGCGAAGGCUCAUACGGCGUUGUGCUGAAGUGCCGGCGACGAGACACCGGCCAGCUCGUCGCCAUAAAGAAGUUCCUGGAGACAGAAGAGGAUACCGCCGUCAGGAAGAUGGCGCUGAGGGAGAUUAGGAUGUUGAAGAAACUCCGUCACGACCACCUCGUGAACAUGAUCGAGGUGUUUCGUCGGAAGCGGCGGUUCUACCUGGUGUUCGAGUACCUGGACCACACACUACUGGAUGAGCUGGAGGCCACACCGGGGGGGCUGGGGGAAGAGACGGCCAGGAGACAUCUGUACCAGCUGCUCAAGGGUGUGGAGUACUGCCAUCAGAAUUCUAUAAUCCACCGAGACGUAAAGCCCGAGAAUGUUCUAGUGUCCAACAACGGUAUAGUGAAGCUGUGUGACUUGGGAUUUGCUCGAGCCCUCGCCGCACCCGGAGAGCCUUACACGGAGUACGUCGCCACGAGGUGGUAUAGAGCGCCGGAGUUGCUGGUAGCGGAGCACAGAUACGGUCCCGAGGUGGACAUCUGGGCGGUGGGGUGCCUGUUCGCGGAGAUGCUGACCGGCGACCCGCUGUUCCCCGGCGACUCUGACAUCGACCAGCUCGCUCUCAUCGUUAAGAUCAUCGGUAAACUAGCCCCCCGUCACCAGCAAGUGGUGUCCCGGCUGGCGGGCGCGGGCGGGGCGGGGGCGCGGGGGGCAGCUCGCACCAACGGCAUACCUGGCACGGGACUGGCCCGGGAACUGAUGGCAGCGUGUCUGAGGACUGAGCCCCGAGCGAGGCCGACUGCUAGCGUGCUGUUGAGGCAUAAAUACUUCGUGGCGGACGGUUUUGCGGAGACCUUUAACGCGGAACUCCGGAAGAAACUAGGCAAAGACAUCGAAGCUAUUUCACCGCAGCAGCCGCCGGCACCAUCUCGCCCGGGGAAGCCUCGACAUCAGUGGACCCUCAAUGUCAUAUCAGCGGACCUCAGUAGAUCUCACCCCAGCAGCACUGCAGGGGAAUCCCUCAUUGACUACAACUAUGUACCGAAUGCGGAAAACGGUGACAUGGCUGACAAGAAAUCCCACAGUCCACCACUGAUUUUAGAUAAUACGAGUUCAAGUUUUGCCGCCCGGUCUCCGGCGCGCACGAUCCACACCAUCCAGAACUUUCCCCAGCCCAACAACAGCUACCCCAGGACGCCGUACAUCAAGAAAGUGAACACCAAGUUUCUGAUGGACGAGGAGGUUCUCCGAGCUCGAGGGAUGGUGAAGAAGACCAGCAAGAAAACUCUGCCAGACCUCUCCCUCCCAUACGUGUCAGGAGGUAAAUGCUUCAGGACAAGCAACAGUCCAUUGAAGAAGGCGAAGAAACCACAGAAGACCAUCAUUAAAAACUACGACCCCUGGGAAUACCAGAGCAACAUUUCUGACGUGACCGGUCAGAAGACCCCCACGCUACCGUACAUGUGACUGUACGGCCGCGGCUUGUGGAGAGCCGGCUACUGACAUAUCCAUUUUAUUUAUCAUUUAUUUGUCAUAUUUUUGCAAUAAGUACUACCGAAGAAAUUGCUUCAUAAGCAGAUGGCGGACCUUUUGUAAUUUGUUCGGGUUAUGUCAAGUCAUUAUUAAUCGCGAUUUAUCAUCUGGAUUUGGCACAAGGUGACCAAAUCUCGUAGGUCCAUCUGCCUAUGAAUCUAUUUCUCUGAUAGUACUAAGUUAUUUAUUAUUCACUUCUUUUCUUUUGUUUACAAGUUGUGAAUGUUGCCAGACUUGAGACUUGCUGUUUUGGGUAUUUUGUGUUGUAUUUAUUUAAAUGUUUAUGCAGUAUGCAUAUU
Messenger RNA from Aricia agestis (brown argus), 1982 nucleotides. RefSeq names its product cyclin-dependent kinase-like 4. The transcript is spliced from 15 exons. Lineage: Eukaryota; Metazoa; Arthropoda; Insecta; Lepidoptera; Lycaenidae. Gene Ontology annotation, molecular function: cyclin-dependent protein serine/threonine kinase activity; ATP binding. The record is from RefSeq and is a predicted model, not a curated record. Gene Ontology annotation, biological process: protein phosphorylation. Gene Ontology annotation, cellular component: nucleus. Bases 76 to 1617 code for a protein of 513 amino acids.